Yamadazyma jaroonii is the source of this 711-nucleotide messenger RNA. Lineage: Eukaryota; Fungi; Ascomycota; Pichiomycetes; Serinales; Debaryomycetaceae. The record is from the annotation of a GenBank genome assembly.
AUGAUUGAUAUCUGUUGCUUAAAAAAAUUUGAUCAUGAAGGCUCUACAACCGGUGUUUUCAAGACCUUAGGGGGUUUGGAUUCCUAUGUUGCAGGGGAUGAUAAAUCCUAUGAUAAGGUUAUCGUAUUUUUGACAGAUAUUUAUGGACACAAAUUUAAGAAUACACAAUUAGUUGCCGACGGGAUUUCUCAAAUGACUGGGAUGAAAGUUGUGGUUCCUGAUAUCAUCGAUAAUGAUCCUUUGACUGAUCUUAGUAAAUUACAAGAAUGGUUUGGGAAGCAUGGUCCUCCAAUCACCGGACCUAUUGUGCAGAAAUUUUUCAAAGGUUUUGGAGAAGAACACAAACCGAAGAACGUAUUUGCUAUUGGAUUCUGUUUUGGUGCCUUAUUCAUUCCAGGAUUGUUAGCCGAAGAUGGUCCUUUAACUGCUGGUGCAAUGGCUCACCCAACAUUAUUCGGAGCUGAUGCUUUCGAUAAAAUUAGAAAACCAAUUUUGAUUUCUGCAGGUGCUGAUGAUGUUAGAUUCACUUCAGAGCUCAGAGAUGCUGCGGUUGCAAAGCUUCUUGCCAAUAAGACUAGAUUUGAAUUGAAUUUGUUUCACAAUGCUCCUCAUGGAUAUGAAAUCAAAGGUGAUAUGUCAGAGCCUUUAGUCAAAUAUGCUAAAGAAAAGACAAUGUUAGAUCAAGCUGCUUUCUUUUCUAGUUUUACAUAG